Messenger RNA from Pelecanus crispus (Dalmatian pelican), 1068 nucleotides. The record is from RefSeq and is a predicted model, not a curated record. Lineage: Eukaryota; Metazoa; Chordata; Aves; Pelecaniformes; Pelecanidae.
ACAGGUAUUCCUGUGAAACUCACAGUAGAAAGCACUUCUUCAUCUGAAACUGAAGACACAGAAGAUUUAGAUGAUGUUAUCCAUCAUCCUGAUUUGCGAAAAUCAUUAGAUAAGAUUAACAUCACAAAGUAUCAACAGUUACAGUUGGAGCUUGAAGAAUGCGUGGAAAAAUUAAAGGAAGAACAAAGAGCUAGAGUAAAGGCUGAGGAACGGAUAAAGGAGCUGGAAACUGAAAAUGCAAGAUUAAGAAAUCUAAAUAUCUCCCUAUCUGAGGUUCUUCAUGCACAGUCAGUAACCAACAUGAUUUUGGAAGAUGAAGGUGUUCUAGGCAGCAUUGAGAACUCUUUUCAAAAGUUUCAUGCUUUUUUAGACCUCCUUAAAGAUGCCGGGCUUGGACAACUUGCUGUAUUAGCUGGGAUAGACCAGUCAGAUUUUGGUCUUUUGGGGCAUCCACAAAUGAACUCUACUCUCAGUAAGCCUGCUAACCUACUAAAGGAGAAGUCUUUUGAAGAAGAAAGACAAGAACAUACCCAGAAUAGCAAAAACAGAGCUGGGGACAUCCAAGUUUCUCUUCCUGGCACAUUUCAAUCCCAGAUGGUUGUGAAUAAUGCCUUUUCUGCUCUUAGAGAAAUACAAGAACCUCAGACUGCUGGGCAACAGUACCAGCCAGGCUCAUUGAAGGAAAAUGAAGCUCAAACAAUUAACCAAAAUAAAGAGGAUAAGCCUCGAAAUAGUACUCCAACAUUCUCUGAGAGGAGAGUCAAACAAAAUGAACAUGCAAAAGAACAUCAUUCAGCAAGGCAGUUGGUUACCAGUCUGCAUUCAUUUUCUGAUUCCAGUGUACAUACUAAAAAUAAUGGUAGCAGAAUAUCCAGUGGUGCUUCUGGUGAAAAAAGCAAAAAUUGUUCCUCAAAGAAAUACAUCCCUGGAGCAAAUGAAAUGGCAAUUCCAAAUGAUGGAGCAAGAGGAGACCAAAGUAGACUGCAGACAGUAAGCCGCUCUGGAACUGAUACUGUAGCAUCUGGCUCUGAAAGACAAGAAAGUAUCCAGAGUGUUACCAGCAUUUGA